UUGGUUUAUUUUUUAUUUUACCAUUUUUUGGUGCUAUAAAAUACCUUGUCUCUGUCAUUUGCGACCCAGCACGGGGGAUUUUCUCUUUGAACAAACCGAAAUAUAUUUUAGGGAAACUUUGCAUUUGCAACCCCUAUUUGACUUUCGAUCUGCUCAGAUCUGCUUUUGAAUCCUCAACUUCUGAAUAGUCAAUAUGGGAGGAGGGUUCAGAGUGCUGCAUCUGGUUAGACCAUUCCUUUCAUUUCUGCCAGAGGUUCAGAGUGCUGACAGGAAAGUUCCCUUUAGAGAGAAGGUCAUCUACACUGUCAUCUCUCUCUUCAUCUUUCUGGUAUGCAGUCAGCUUCCACUUUAUGGCAUACAUUCUACGACAGGAGCUGAUCCAUUCUAUUGGAUGCGUGUUAUUCUUGCAUCAAACCGUGGAACUGUUAUGGAACUUGGGAUUACCCCCAUUGUGACAUCUGGAUUGGUGAUGCAACUCCUGGCUGGUUCAAAGAUCAUUGAGGUGGACAACAGUGUACGUGAGGAUCGUGCACUCUUAAAUGGGGCUCAAAAGUUGUUGGGCAUCCUGAUUGCUGUGGGUGAGGCUGUGGCAUAUGUACUGUCUGGUAUGUAUGGCAGUGUCGGUCAGCUUGGUGUUGGGAAUGCUAUUCUUAUUAUUAUUCAACUCUGCUUUGCUGGAAUCAUUGUGAUCUGUCUGGAUGAACUUCUCCAGAAGGGAUAUGGUUUGGGCUCUGGGAUCUCCCUUUUCAUAGCCACCAAUAUCUGUGAAAAUAUUAUCUGGAAAGCCUUUAGCCCUACAACUAUCAACAGUGGUCGGGGGGCUGAAUUUGAAGGUGCUGUUAUUGCUAUGUUCCACCUACUGAUAACUAGGUCUGAUAAAGUUCGAGCACUUCGCGAGGCUUUCUAUCGGCAGAAUCUUCCAAAUGUCACAAAUUUACUUGCUACAGUAUUGAUCUUCCUUAUUGUCAUCUACUUCCAAGGUUUCCGUGUUGUUUUACCUGUAAGAUCAAAGAAUGCUCGCGGACAGCAAGGGUCAUAUCCAAUUAAGCUCUUCUACACCUCCAACAUGCCUAUCAUCCUGCAAUCUGCCCUUGUUUCAAAUCUUUAUUUCAUCUCCCAGUUACUGUACAGGAAGUACAGUGGUAACUUCUUUGUGAAUCUGUUGGGGAAGUGGAAGGAAUCUGAAUAUUCAGGUGGUCAGUUUAUUCCUGUUGGUGGUCUAGCAUACUACGUUACUGCACCUGCAAGGUUAAAAUUGAUCUUGUUUCAAUAUGGUUCAGUUCACCAACACGGUUCUCAUUUUUUGGCUAUUUUCUCUUCAUAUGUGCUGAUGCCUGGUUUUUCUGAUUAUUCAUGCAGCUUGGCUGACAUGGCUGCAAAUCCCUUCCAUGCUCUGUUUUAUCUGGUGUUCAUGCUUUCAGCAUGUGCCUUGUUUUCAAAAACUUGGAUUGAAGUUUCUGGUUCUUCUGCCAGAGACGUGGCUAAGCAGCUCAAGGAACAACAAAUGGUGAUGCCUGGGCAUAGAGAUUCAAAUCUGCAGAAGGAACUGAACCGCUACAUACCAACUGCAGCUGCAUUUGGUGGGAUGUGCAUCGGUGCAUUAACAGUGCUAGCCGAUUUCAUGGGAGCAAUUGGUUCUGGGACUGGAAUAUUGCUUGCUGUUACAAUCAUAUAUCAGUACUUUGAGACCUUUGAGAAGGAGAGAGCCAGUGAACUGGGCUUCUUCGGCUUCUAAGCUCUAGUCCAUUAUAGGGAAAUUGUUAGGUGGUGCUGUUGAAGAGUCAAUUGGCAAUUUUGAUGAUUGAAUUCAAAGAUGUAAGUAGGUUCCACCUUGUUUAACCACCCCGUCCCCGUGGAUAGAAAAAUUUGAGGUCAAAGAUUGUUAGUCUGGCGUUGUUUUAGCCUUUUGCUUUCUCUUUUACCUGAACUUAUGUAUGGUUAGCAAAGCACGCAGAGACAGAUAAACAGAGUUUUUCCAUUUCAAAAUACAAAAUGCAGUGCAAUGCGAAGCCUUAACGUUAUUUUCCUUUUUUCCUUUUUGUAUGAUUCACUGGGGGCCAUGGCCUUGAAUUCAA
Theobroma cacao (cacao) is the source of this 2075-nucleotide messenger RNA. NCBI's taxonomy places the organism in Eukaryota, Viridiplantae, Streptophyta, Magnoliopsida, Malvales, Malvaceae. The record is from RefSeq and is a predicted model, not a curated record.